UAAAUUUUAGGAAAUUUGUAAAAAAAAAAAUAAUAUUGUUUAUCGUACUUUAUAGAAAUGUCCGAAGAUAUAGUAUUUGAUUGUUUACAUGCGGAAAUAGUAAAUUAUUGUCUAGAAAACAAUAAGGAAAAUGAUUUUUCCACUUUGGAAUACAUAGGCUUUACCACUGGCUUUCGUUUAAUAGAACGUUUAACGCGUGAUGUCUCACGAUUUAAAGAUGAAUUGGAAACAAUUAAAUUUAUAUGCACAGAUUUUUGGACCAUAAUAUACAAAAAACAAGUGGACAAUUUAAGAACCAAUAAUCAAGGAAUGUAUGUGGUGCAAGAUAAAGCAUUUCGUUUUUUAACACGUAUAUCACCGGGUACCAAACAAUUGGAGCAUGCUCCUAAGUUUGUGGCAUUUACAUGUGGUUUGGUCAGAGGAGCUUUAAGUAAUCUUGGUAUUAACAGUACUGUUACAGCAGAAGUACAAUCAAUUCCAGCUUGUAAAUUUCAUAUAGAAGUUAGUAGAACUUAAUAAAAUAAAAAUCGUUCUA
Messenger RNA from Calliphora vicina (urban bluebottle blowfly), 535 nucleotides. RefSeq names its product trafficking protein particle complex subunit Trs33 (gene Trs33). Bases 58 to 516 code for a protein of 152 amino acids. NCBI's taxonomy places the organism in Eukaryota, Metazoa, Arthropoda, Insecta, Diptera, Calliphoridae. Gene Ontology annotation, cellular component: cis-Golgi network; trans-Golgi network; TRAPP complex. Gene Ontology annotation, biological process: regulation of GTPase activity; endoplasmic reticulum to Golgi vesicle-mediated transport. The transcript is spliced from 3 exons. The record is from RefSeq and is a predicted model, not a curated record.